Mycotypha africana is the source of this 2399-nucleotide messenger RNA. RefSeq lists its product as uncharacterized. NCBI's taxonomy places the organism in Eukaryota, Fungi, Mucoromycota, Mucoromycetes, Mucorales, Mycotyphaceae. The coding region runs from base 7 to 2208 and encodes 733 amino acids. The record is from RefSeq and is a predicted model, not a curated record. Gene Ontology annotation, molecular function: ATP-dependent DNA damage sensor activity; ATP binding; ATP hydrolysis activity. Gene Ontology annotation, biological process: mismatch repair. Gene Ontology annotation, cellular component: mismatch repair complex. The transcript has 15 exons.
AUAAUUAUGUCUGUUCAUCAGAUUAAACCACUUGAUGAUGAUGUUAUCAAAAGAAUACGAUCAUCGCUCAUCAUCACCUCGAUACCUCAAUGUAUAAGAGAAUUGAUCUGCAAUGCAAUCGAUGCAAAUGCAACAAACAUUGACAUUUCACUUGAUGUAGAAAAGUUCACUGUACAAGUAAAUGAUAACGGUCACGGUAUUCUUGAUUUGAGCAAAAUUGGACAGAGACAUACAUCAUCCAAAUGUCAUACACUUUCUGAUAUUCAACAUUUGAAAACAUUUGGCUUCCGCGGAGAAGCCAUGGCAGCAAUCACAAAUGAGUCCUUAACACAAAUUAUCUCACGGCAUUGUUCGUCAAACGAAACAUUCGAAGGAUUCUGGAAGGAUGGCCAUGUGAUAGGUGAAAUCUUACCAUCGAAGCACAUGAAGAAAAGCUGUUCAGGUACUCGUGUCAUACUUCGAGAUUUAUUCUACAAGUACCCCGUGAGAAGGAAGCAGAUAACCGCUUAUCAACAUGCCGCUGUCAUUGAAUCUGUGAAACGUCAGAUAAUUGGGUUUGCACUCUGUUUCAAUUACAUAAAUUUUAACCUUAUUGACAGCCAUCGGAAUUUGAGCUUAUUAUCGAUAAAAAAGACCAGCUCUAGCCUAAACACUUUUAGGCAACAAUUUGGACAGGAUAUAACCAAGCAUGUAGAAAUGUUAGCGAUGCGCAAAGGAGACAUUGUCAUUGAUGGUUUUUACUCAAGCCAAGGUUAUCCAAGCAAGGCUCAUCAAUACAUAUAUAUUAACAACUAUCUCGUUCCCGUACAAAAUGUGCUAUACAGAAUUGUGCCUAGUUUAUUUGCAGCGAGCAAUUUCGGGAAGAUAGCUGAUAAGCGCCAAUAUCUGGAAGGCAAAGCUAAAUAUACUCAAAGGCAUCCCAUCUACAUGACACGGCUGAUAUGUCCAUUUUGGAGCAACUAUGAUAUUCAUAUGUACCUGGAAAUGUUCGAGGAAUUCCCCGAUUAUACAAAGAUUGCUGACUUGAUAAAAGCCCUAACGAUAAAAUUUCUGAUACGGUCUGGUAACCUCUCAAAAGAUGAACCGAUACAAAUGGCUGGGCAGAAACGCAGGCGUGGCAAAGAUAGUCUUUUCCCUCCCGCUAAUACUAAUCAAAGUAGCAUCAGCCAUAUUACGAACAAUCCCUAUUUAUUACAUUCGCCGUCUCUCCUUUCUACCCCCGCAACGAGUGUUCAAACAGCAUCUAACGCUCCAGACGAAUUAUGCCAAUUAUUAAAGGCGAGUAGUAUUGAUUGCUCACAUUUGAAGCGGGCCAAAACACCUCAUCAUAUCGAAGCAGCUACUCUAAACGACAACUGUACUACUUCACAACUUUAUCAAAACCUACUAUCUUAUAGACCACUAUCGUAUGAAAUGCCACAAAAGCUUUUGAAAGAAGAUCUGCUACAUAGUUGUGUGCUAGGACAAAUUGACCGGAAAUAUAUAGCGACAAGAUCUCUAAAAGAAGAGAACCGAAUCAUUAUCAUUGACCAGCACGCGGCAGACGAAAGAGUAAAACUAGAGCAAAUGAUGAACGUCGACAUACGCUCAACCAUUGCUCUUGAACCUGUCAUCACUUUAAAUAUGGAAUCAAUAUUUGAGGUGGAAGCCCUCAUGGAUCAACGUAUGUCUUACUAUUUCAAAAAUUGGGGUAUACAAUAUCUUGCAGCCAGCGAUCUGGAUCGAGAAAUGGAUACCCAAAUGCAAUCGCGCUUUUUUGAAAUCACUGAAUCAAGUUCACCUCACUUCAUUACGUCAACAGCAACUACGACAGUGGUAGAAAAACGCUACAAAAUUUAUGUCACACACAUCCCAGCACUUGUAAGUGAUCGGUGUAUUUCGAAUCACGCGUUGUUAAAGGAACUCAUACGUGAUUAUAUGUAUUGGGUUAUGUCUCAACAAAACAACGAAGCCGUUAUCACCAGCACGUGCCCGAAAGGCAUAGUAGACAUUCUUAAAUCAAGAGCUUGCAGAACUGCUAUCAUGUUCAAUGAUGAACUAACCUUAGAGCAAUGCGGCAUAUUGAUUAGGAAUUUAGCAAAAUGCAAUUUUCCUUUUCAAUGUGCUCACGGAAGACCAUCAGCGGUUCCUGUUCAAAUAACUUCAAGUAUUCCAACUGCCUACUCAAAAAGGCAGAAAAAUUGGUCGAAAUUUACGGUCCAUGCAUAACACAUAUGAUGUUUUUUGACUUGUCAUCAUUUAUACCCAAACGUUGAAUUCUAUCGCAUUCACAUGAUUUUGAAACUGACAACUACGACUGUAUAAGAUGGUAUAACAAUAUCUUACUGCAUAAUGUUUAUUAUUUGAGUAGUGUUUAUAACGAAAUAAAUAUGUAAAGAGCUAUAUAUGAGUAAACGAGA